AUGGCGCGGGUAGGCGGCACGGGGGGGAAUGGGGUAAACGGGAGGAAGGGGGGAAUGGGGAAAGGGCUGAGGGCGCGGGUAGGUGGCAGAAAGGAGGGGGGUGGAGGAGGGAGGGGGGAGAGGGGGGAGGAGGGGGAAGGGAUGGAAGGGGGGGAGGAGGGUGCUUGGACACUGUUUUGGACCAUGGAGACUGGGGGAGUGCUGAACGAGGUGCAUCACCUCUCCCCUUCUCUCCCCCCCACUCCACUCCUCUCCACACCUCUCUACUCCUCUCUACUCCUCUCUACUCCUCUCUACACCUCUCUACACCUCUCUACACCUCUCUACACCUCUCUACACCUCUCUAAUCCUCUCUACUCCUCUCUACUCCUCUCCUACCCGCCCCCCAUCAGUUUUUUGGACGGUGGAGACUGGAGGAGUGCUGAACGAGGUGCAUCAUUUCUACUGCUAUCCUGCCCUGGUAACCUGUCAAAGCUGCUGGUUACAUUCGCAGGGAGUGGACUCGAAAGUCACCCCCUCUUUUUGAGUCCACUCCAAAUUCCGCUCUCCUCACUCCUGCUUCCCCCUGCCAACCCGCCCAACACACACAAGCGGGUGGAGGAGAGGGACGCAGUGCGAGCAGGCAUGGCGGGCAGCAGGGGGUGGUCUCAUAACAGCUUAAGAAGUAGGGAGGACUUAGAACCACCUUCCUCCCCCUUCCUCCUUCCCCCUUCCCCCUUGACGCACACAGGCGGGUGGGAGGAGAGGGACGCAGUGAGAGCAGGCAUGGCGGGCAGCAGGGGGUGGACUCAUGAGUACCUGCCUCUGGUGAAGCCAGCAUUCCAAUCGCAGGUAAGGCCGUGGGGGGGCAUUAGAGUGAACCCACUCACCAGGGUGGUCGAAUGGAUAGCAUUCCUGACUCACUUCAAUACGCAGCAGGCAUGGGGAACAGCAGCGAGUGGGCUCAGGAGUACCUCCCUCUUGUAA
Closterium sp. Naga37s-1 is the source of this 966-nucleotide messenger RNA. The record is from the annotation of a GenBank genome assembly. NCBI's taxonomy places the organism in Eukaryota, Viridiplantae, Streptophyta, Zygnematophyceae, Desmidiales, Closteriaceae.